AAAGAGAGGGAAAAGCAAAGGAGCGGGUAAUAUACUAUCUAGGGUUAUCUCUUGAAUUGGAAAGUGAAAACACCACUGCCACCGACGAAAAUCUUAACCCUGAGGAUAUGGACCAACAAGCAUCGGCGAGUUACGAAGAGUGGGAGCUUUGCAACGAAGAUGGGUUUAUUUACAAUCGAAUGAAAUGCGUCGGCGAGGAAACUGCCGCCGGUGAAACAUCUAAUCCGCCGGAUCUGGAGGUGGAUCCUGCGGAGGAGGAGAGAAAUCGAAGGAAGCGUAAGAGAGAGACACUAGUGAAGCUCAAGAGAAAGUACCAGAGAGAAAUCGAUCGUUGGGAGAUUUUGUCGAACAACUUGUGCGCAUUGCAAGAAAAAUCAAAUCAGUUUCAAUCGUCGCUUCCGGAAACUUCUUCUUCAAUUGAAACUCGAGAGCAGAUCGGAGAAGACGCGUCUUUUAUCGACGAGCUUCUUUCAAUGGAAGAAGCAAGGGAAAGUAUGAUCCAGAAUGUGUCAAACUUAUGCGAAAUUGCAGAAGGAAUGUGCAGAACAGAGGAAGAAGAAGAGAAAGAGAAGUUUUUUAAUCUUCCUGUUUGGGGAUCUCCAAAAGAUUUAAUGGCGUCGCUUUGCUACGAUGAGAUAUAAAAAAAAAAUUGGUCUUUGGGCACAGAAAGGGAAAAAAAAUGUAUAAUCUUUGUAGUUUCUUCUUCUGUAGAGUUUGUGUUUGUUAAUUGUCUGAUGUACAAAUCUAAUCUGCUUCUGUUCUGG
This is a messenger RNA of Eutrema salsugineum, 764 nucleotides long. RefSeq lists its product as uncharacterized. Lineage: Eukaryota; Viridiplantae; Streptophyta; Magnoliopsida; Brassicales; Brassicaceae. The coding region runs from base 108 to 641 and encodes 177 amino acids. The record is from RefSeq and is a predicted model, not a curated record. The transcript has 2 exons.